AUGUAUAUCAAAUCUAUGGUGAUUGAUGGAUUCAAGUCUUAUUGCCAACGCACUGAGAUUCCGGGGUUCGAUGUUCAGUUCAAUGCCAUAACUGGGCUUAAUGGCUCUGGCAAAUCAAACAUACUCGACGCAAUCUGUUUUCUUUUGGGGAUAACUAAUCUUUCGCAUGUUCGCGCAGCUAAUUUGCAAGAACUAGUUUACAAAAGUGGCCAGGCAGGAAUCACAAAAGCAACUGUCAGCAUUGUCUUUGAUAACAGAGAUAAGACAGCCUCUCCAUAUGGCUAUGAACAGUUUGAUGAGUUAACCAUAACACGUCAAGUUGUUGUUGGUGGGAAAAAUAAGUACCUCAUUAAUGGAACAAAUGCUACCAACACUCGCGUUCAGGACUUGUUCCAUUCUGUACAGCUGAAUGUAAACAACCCCCACUUUCUCAUAAUGCAAGGACGUAUUACCAAAGUUCUGAACAUGAAACCUCCCGAAAUACUGUCUUUAUUAGAAGAAGCUGCAAGCACGAAACUUUACGAAAAUAAAAAAGAAGCUGCUCUCAAAACAAUCGAAAAGAAAGACAGCAAACUCCGAGAAAUUGAUAGAGUUUUAUAUGAAGAUAUCACACCUACCAUCCGAAAGUUGCGCGAGGAGCGUAGUAGCUACUUAGAGUAUCAGAAAGUUGUUCGUGAAAUCGAACAUCUCUCGAAACUCGUCAUCGCAUAUGACUUCACUCGUCUUGAGGAAGCUAAACAGCGCAGCAAAGAUGAUCUCGCAAAUCUGGAAUCGACGCUUUCAGAUGCAAAGGAAAAAUUGGGACAGCUGAACUCUGAAAAAGAUACUGUUGAACGUAAGAUUGCCGAUCUCACGCAGGAGCGUCAGACACUCCUUGGAUCGGCUUUAGAAGAGGCAGAACACUCGUUAAGUGAAUGUCAAAAGAUGGAAGCGGUUGCUGCUGGCGCAGCAUCUCGAGCUGCCGAGCACUUUCGUACUGUUCAAAACCAACUGCGGUCACUUGAAACUCAAUCGACUGAAAUGGCCUGUCAAUUAGCGGACAAACAGCGUGCCGCUGAAGCAGCUGCCGGGUCUGAAUUUAAGUCUUUAGAAGAAGCUGCACUGAAGGCCCACGAGGUCCUUUCCGAAGCCCAGUCAAAUUUGGCUGCAACCACAUCAGGCCUUGGUGGUGGCUCUUCUAAGCACUCCGGUGGCCUAGCAGAACAGGCCCGUGUUGCUGAAGGGCAACGUGUUGCCGUGGAAACGGAAUUGCGUCAGUUGGAAAUGCGUGAGAAGCAUCUGACUAGUGAACUCGCCAGUGGAGAAAAGAAGCUGGCCUCGUUGGAAGCUAAGGACGAAAAGGGGGGUCGUGAUGUUCAGAAACGUCGACAGCUGACCGAAAAAAUUGAGAGUCUUAAUAAGCAGUUGGAGACUUUAAAAAAGGCGGAUGAAGCUGCAGGUGGAGAUGAGGCGACAAUCACAGAAAAAUUCAACGGUCAGUCUAGAGAGGCUCGCCGGCUGCAGGCUCGUUGUGAGGAAUUGGGACGCCAAUUUCAUCAGCUUCAAUUUGAAUAUGUCGAUCCUGAGCCUAAUUUCGAUCGUCGUCGUGUGUUCGGCGUUGUUGCAAAGCUGUUCGACCUCGUCGACCAAAAAUUCGCCAUUGCUAUUGAAGUUGCCGCUGGAGGAAAACUCUACAACGUGGUUGUUGACACUGAACAGACGGGCAAAUUGGUGCUAGAACGAGGCCAAUUGAAGCGACGCGUGACGAUGCUGCCGCUAAAUCGGAUUCGUGGUUCUUCCAUUCCCGCGGCGGUCGUUAAUAAGGCGCAAAGCAUCUUCGGUGCCGACAACGUUGCGCCAGCUAUCUCGCUAAUCCGCUAUCCGCCCCACCUACAGCCGGUUAUGGAAUUUGUCUUCGGAGGAGUGUUUGUGUGUUCGAGCCUUGAUGUUGCGCGAAAAGUUGCUUUCUACCCGAGAAUCGAGCGGAAAACCGUUACAUAUGAGGGGGACAUGUUCGACCCACAGGGCACCUUGUCCGGCGGUUCGCGGAAUACCACAGGUGCAGGUAGCCUGUUGACACGCCUCUCAGAGUGGAAGAUUGCGGAGACCACGGCGACAGAAGCGCUAGCCCGCUUCCAGGAGACCCGACAGGUCCGCGACGCAGCUGUGGAACGCGGUCGUCGUCGAGCCGACCUUAUGGAGGCCCUAGAUGUAGCUCGUCACGAGUUAGCCCUACUGGAAACGAACUUGCGACAAUCUGACACCCAUCGCCUCCGAUCGGAUGUGGGGCGACUUAAAAACGAACUCGAUGAGGUCCGUGUUUCUAUGAAGACUGGCAUUGAGCGUUUGAAGGAGGCAACGAAGCUAGUGGAAGAGGCUCGCUGGAGAGUAGAGCAUGCCCACGAAGAGGAAGCAAGGGCUCUUCGAGAGGCUGAAGCAGCCGUCAAGGCAGCUCGCAUUCACGUCGAUGAAAUCGAAGCAGCUCUGAAGGAAAAGCAGACUUUAAAGGAAACUCUCCGACUUGAAGCCGACGAGAUGGCGAAGGAAUUGGAGCAAAUCAAGACAUCUCUGGAACAGACUCGAGUAGAGUUAGGAAACGCUGAGCUAGAGGUCGCCCGCAAUAACGAGGAUCUGCAGAAGGCAAAGUCUGCCCUCGCAGAGGCUCGUAAGGCGAUGGAGUGUCAGCGGAAGCUCGCCGACGACGUCGCAAAGGCCAUCCAGACUGCCAAAAACGAGGCCGGCCGAAUCAAGGAGGUGAUUUCAGCAACCGGUUGCGAAAUCGACCGAAUUGCCCACGACCUGGAGGUUCAAACCAAGGAAAGCAAGGAGGCUGGCAAAAAGUUAGUGCAGAUGAUCAGCUCAAAUCCCUGGAUAGAGGAGGAGCGUCACCAGUUCGGUGUUCCCGACGGUCCUUUUGAUUUCUCGAAGCGCAAUCCGACCGACGCCCGUAAGCGCGUUGCUCAGCUUUCUGAACGCCGGGACAAACUCAGUCGGACGGUCAACAUGCGUGCCAUGAAUAUGCUCGGGACGGCCGAAGAACAGUACUCUGAUCUCCUGCGUCGGCGGGAGAUCGUUCUUGCCGAUAAACGCAAAAUUCAAGCCGUCAUUGAUGACUUGGACACUCGAAAGGAGCAGGUUCUCAUGGCUGCCUACGAAAAAGUCAACACGGAAUUUAACAACAUAUUCUCUUCCCUACUGCCCGGAACGAGAGCUCAAUUGGUCCCCCCUGAAGGUCAGACGAUCCUUGAUGGUCUUCAAUUCCGCGUUGCCUUCGGUGACACUUGGAAGGAGUCUUUGAGUGAGCUUUCUGGCGGCCAAAGGUCCUUGGUUGCACUUGCGCUCAUUUUGGCGCUUUUGCUCUUCAAGCCUGCUCCCAUUUACAUCCUAGACGAGGUGGACGCUGCCUUGGAUCUUUCCCACACCCAAAACAUCGGUCAGUUGAUCAAAAACCACUUCAAAAACGCACAGUUCAUAGUGGUUUCUCUUAAAGACGGGAUGUUCAACAAUGCCAAUGUCCUCUUUAAAACAAAGUUCGUAAAUGGCGUUUCUACGGUUACUCGACACACUCCAACCACGGUUCGGUCUGCGGCCGCUUCCAAGUUGGAGCCCAGGCCGCAUCAGAUCGGAAGCCGGCAUAAGCUGGCCGUGUAA
Molecule: messenger RNA, 3630 nt
Organism: Mesocestoides corti
Lineage: Eukaryota; Metazoa; Platyhelminthes; Cestoda; Cyclophyllidea; Mesocestoididae
Source: the annotation of a GenBank genome assembly